Molecule: messenger RNA, 3582 nt
Organism: Stegostoma tigrinum
Lineage: Eukaryota; Metazoa; Chordata; Chondrichthyes; Orectolobiformes; Stegostomatidae
Product: adhesion G protein-coupled receptor F5-like
Exons: 10
Coding region: 1-2277 (758 amino acids)
Biological process (GO): G protein-coupled receptor signaling pathway; cell surface receptor signaling pathway
Cellular component (GO): membrane
Molecular function (GO): G protein-coupled receptor activity
Source: RefSeq, a predicted model, not a curated record
AUGUCCUCGCAAGGAGAUUCACUAGUAUUGUUGGACAGGGUACAAAUGGAAUUGGCAGCUAAAGAUGAGCAGCAGCGUAUAGAAGUGAAAAAGGAGAAUAAGGAACUUAAGGGAGUGAGAGUGUUGAAUUGUACAAGAGAAGGAAAUUGUACAAUAUUGGAUAGGAGCACACUUAAAAAGGACUGUAAGGAAUACAAAGACAGGUUUAGAAUGCACAUUGUAAAGGAAAAUCUCAAAACCAUGCAUGUGAUGCUUCUUGUAACUUUGGCUGUCUAUCUUCUGAUGCCGCCUUUGAGUUCUCAGGUAUUCAUGAAAAUUCGACCUGUACGAAUGAACUGUUCCGUAAAAUUGAAGAGAAAUGAGCAUUUACCCAAAUCACCAGUGCAUUGUCAUAAUCGGAGUAACACUACAGUAGACGAUUGUCAGAUUAUGUGUUCCGACACACACUGCGGGCUAGUUGAGUCAGGGAAGGUGGUAAAAAAAGAAUGCCCAAAUAACGAGACUGGAUAUAUGAGAAUGAAAUGCGAGGAAGGAAACUACGUAUCAGAAGAAAAUUUUUGUGUGUCGGCUGAAGUCAGCAGCAUUCUGGAGUCCACUCGGAACAAAACUGAAUUAACAAAGCACCUUCCCGAAUUCGUCCAGCAAUUGGCCAGUAUCUCAAUGAAUGGAACUAUCACAGAACCUGGAAACCUCGCGACCACAGUUGAAAUCCUCACGGCUUUUUCAUCCAUAUCAAAUGUUUCUGUUAACCUGUCCGUAGUGCAGGAUUUCCUUGUCACAGUAAAUGCUAUUAUUGAUCAAUCUGCCCUGCCAUCCUGGAAAGCAGUGACAAACCACUCGAACUUCAGCUCUCAAUUACUGUUGUCUGUAGAACAAUUUACCAGGCUAUUGUCUCCAACUGAAGAAACUUUCAACAUCACAAAGCCUAAUAUUCAGUUGAAAGGAAUGAAGAUUGACUCCAGUUCUCAUAAGGAAUAUGAAUCGAAUUUCAGUGACUUUAUAUUUAGAAAUAGAUCAUUAACCAGUUCUGUGAGAAUUGAUCAAAAUGAUUUGCUGAUGCUCCCAAAUGGUUCACUUGUUAUCAGUGUCGCAUAUGCAACAUUGAUUGAUAUCCUUGGCCUAUCAAACAAGGAUUCGAACAGCACAGCCAAAUUGAAUGGGCUUGUUGUGACAACAACAGCAGAAAAUUCUUCAAUUAAUAUCAAGAUGGUUUUCUCAAAACUGAACAAUACAUUUGAGCCAAAUAGUGCUGAAUGUGUGUACUGGGACUUUUCUCUGAAUGGGAAGGAAGGAUGGUGUUCAAUGGGAUGCAGAACUCAAACAAAAGGAGAUAAUAUUGUUUGCCAGUGCAAACACCUGACUUCCUUUUCUUUUCUGAUGUCACCUCAUGAAAGUGAAGAAAGCAUGCCCCUGAGCGUCUUAAGCCUGAUUACAACAGGAAUAUCUGUUGGGUGUUUGAUAAUUGGUCUUAUUAUAGAGGCAGUUGUGUGGAAACAUGUGACCAAAACUAAGAUAUCACAAGCCCGCCAUAUAACGAUGCUGAAUAUCAUUCUAUCCCUACUUACAGCUAAUGUACUCUUCAUCACGGCUGGCUUUCUGAAACCAAAAACAGUAAUUUGCAUAGUGACUAUUUUCUUAAUGAACUUUUUCUAUCUUUCUUUGUUUUUCUGGAUGUUUACUCUAGCACUUCUGCUUCUUUAUCAUUUAGUUUUUCUUUUCAAAGAUUUCCGCAAAACAACAAUUAUGAUAAUUUCAUUUGCUCUUGGAUACUUGUGUCCACUAAUAAUUUCCAUCAGCACUUUUGCAGUUGGCUUCUCUCAACAGCAUUACAUACGAAAAGACAAGUGCUGGCCCAACAAAGAAAGGCCUUAUCUUUAUCUCCUUUUUAUUGUCCCAAUAUUGAGCAUCAUUGUGAUGAACAGCUUCAUUACAUUUCUUACCAUAUUUAAAAUACUUAGACCAACCAUUGGGGACAAGCCAAAGAAAAGUACCAAGGACACUAAUGUGGCCAAGCAGAUCUGUAGAAGUGUUGCUAUCCUCAGCUCAGUCCUGGGCCUCACUUGGGCACUUGGAUUUGUGUUCUUGAAAGAAGAUUCCCCCAAAAUCUUUAAUUAUGCCUUUGAUAUCCUCAGUGGACUCCAGGGAUUCUGUAUUUUGAUUUUUGGCAUACUCACGGAUGGUAAGGUACAAGACGUGUUAAAGCAGAGGCUUGAACAAUCACCAAAUUCUUCUCAAAAGAUGAAACUAAUUGCCAGUACAACUUCAAAUACUUAUUGAACAUCUGGUGAUGAGGUAUUUUUCAAUAAAAGGAUCCUGGAAUAUUACCCAGCAAUUAUGCGAAAGAGAUCUGGCUACUUCAUGGGACAUUCAAAAUUAUAUUUGAGAUGUUGGCAUUUGUUCAUUUAUAAUUGUGCGUGUGAAUCAUUUAUAAUCAUGGUGCACUGAGAUUCCAACACACUGUGCCAUCAUUAAUAAUUAUGGAAAUGGUUAAUGCAGUGGAAAUAAGUUGAAAGGCAAAAAUAUUCAUAACAUCUUGGAGGCAGCAUCAUAGAUUGCAAAGGCAUGAACAAUAGACUUCACAGCCUCCAAUAGUUUCAAAACAUAUUGGACAAUUGUUUUCUUUCUGUAGUUUGACAAUAGGGAUACAUUGAUACUAUUAUUUCAUCCUUUAUCUGAACACCUCACCUCAAAUUGCUCAUUAACGUUGUGCAAAUACUGCACUUCCUACAAAUCUCAGUUAAGCUAAUGUUUGAAUGUGGAAGGCAUCGGGGAAAGUUAUCUUCCAGAGACACUUACAUUUCCUAAUGUGUCACUUAGUUGUAUCAAAAUCAGAUAUCCAUAUGAACUGCAAAAUUUCAACAAGGUGGUUCAUCACCAACUUCUGGAGAGCGAUUGGAAACCAGGAAUAACUGUUGGCCUAGCCAAGUCCUGUAACAUGCAUUAAGUCUCCUUUAUUCUUGUUAGCAAGAGCAUCAGGUUAGACAUAUUAGAACAUAGUCUAAUAUGCAGUAAACACUACCACUGCGCAACUCCGCCUCCACCCCCAGCCACCCACUAAAAAGUCACUCUGAUAAAGCCAGAACUGUUUGGUCAGCAUCAACAGCCCAAAUUGCAUUCCUGAUCCUAUCAAAGAAUCUGGGUCGGUGCCCAGGCAAUUUCCUUCCUGUGCCUUAGUCAAACCCAACCCAACAGCAAGCCAUUUCCUUGGCAGAGGAAAAAUAGCAAAUAACAAUUAAGGAUCAGCAAAGGAAAUAAAAAUGUCGAACCAGUUUCAAAAGCAGUAACAAUAACACUUGAAUCAGCUGAUACGUUGAAUAACUAAGUUAAUGUACAUCAUGGCACACGUUACAAAGGUGACUACAAAUGGAAAACACUUCAAUGGCUAUAAACAGUUCUGGAAUGAAGAUGACAUGGUGAUGUAAAUGGUAGUAUCAUUUGUUUUUUGAGUUACCCAGUGUCAGUGACUACUUACUGGGUUUCUAUUUUUAAGAUGUGGAUGCGUAGGUGUUGGAUUGGUGUGGACAGAGUCAGAGGUCACAUGACAGCAGGCUAUAGUCCAACAGGUUUAUUUGAGAUCACAAU